Molecule: messenger RNA, 1566 nt
Organism: Rhagoletis zephyria (snowberry fruit fly)
Lineage: Eukaryota; Metazoa; Arthropoda; Insecta; Diptera; Tephritidae
Source: RefSeq, a predicted model, not a curated record
CACAUGCCACCAGCCAGCUAACUAGCCAUAGUAGCGCUCGCCCAGCUUGCUAUCAGUUCAGUUGCGGUUGAGGUGUCGUACGCGUUGGGCGCACCGAAAACAAAACAAAACAAAAAAAAACAUUUGCACUGCAGUAAGCUUUGAGAAAAUUUCCAACGGCAUUUCGCUUUUGUUUUAAAAUGCGCUUGUAAGCAGAAUAAGCAAAAAAAGCUAACGGAAUUUUGCAAAGGAGGCGCGCGUUAAAAUAGUUGUUUACGCUAUUUCUUUGAAAAGUUUGAAGAAAAACUCCUUUGAAAGUGAAAAUAUAGUUGGCAACGCGAGUGUAAAUAAAUAUUUGAAAGUGCGCACGAGUGUGUUUGUGAGUUUGUGUUGCCUAGAAAAAGUGCAACCAACUCCUGUCAAAGGAGCUUUGCACAAGAAGCGCAACGUGCAAAAGCAAACAGCGAUAGAAAGUUAAAUGUUUUGAAAUUUGAAUUCGAACGACUCAAGGAUACGCGGUCAGCGCCACAGGACUAGCGCAGGCAGGUGGAUAAGCCAACGCUGCUCCACUUUUUGCUGUCAGCUUGCCGGUGAGGGAAUUGGCAGUAAACAGCCAUACCAAGAAACACAAGAAAUUCAGAGACAGCUUAAUAAACGAUAAAACAAUUACAGAAAAAAAAUCACAUUAAUAAAUAAACGAAACUGAGUAAAACGUGACAACCAUGCAAACAGCUCAAUAAAAAAUACACCCAACAAUAAAAACAAGAGACAAAUACAAAUUCAAUUUGCAAUUCAUUAGAAAUUCGCAAGAAACAUAAAAUUAUUACACCAAAAAACAACGAAUGAAUGCCAAGUGACUUCGAACAACUUACGAACAAUGAGGCAUAUCUAAUAAAUAAUCGCCACGAAUAGCCAAAAAUAUUUGAGUUUUAAGAAAAAAUUACCUCAAACAACAUUAAACACACCUUCCCUUCAACAUCGCUUCAAGACGGUCGGUCAUGCAUGAUUUAUGUAUUACCAUUGUGGAGGAGAAUACGAAAAGAGUUUGUAGAAAUUUCGCUUUGACGCAUACGCGUCGGCGCACCAUCACCAUUGAAGAGGAGCCGCCAGCCAACAACCGUCAACAACAGAAGCCACCAAAGUGCUUACCACCACCAAUCACACGUGUGAGUCCGCACACCACAAGGACGACGACCACCACCACAACAACAAGAGGUGUGCCAGCCACUACCACCACCACCAACACCCGCAUCACACGCGAAUAUUUGCUACCUAGUAGCUCUUCGGCUGCAGAUAGCACAACUUCAUUGACGGUAGCAGUGCCCGCCAAAUCCAACAUCAAAGUGUGGGCCGAGGAGGAUAAAGACGAAAAUUUGUGUUUGCACAUCAAAACGCAACGUGGCGAUAGGCGUGAUCUGCCAGCGCAACGCAGCAUUUGAUACACGGAUUGUGAGAAACCCAAGAAGGCGGGGCAGGCGAAGAAGGGCUACAAGUUGGUGAUCGAUUUGGAUUGAAGCGAGCAGAAUUGGAGGAGACAAAACUUAGCAAUCAGCUUAAUUUAGAUCAUUUGCGAAUCAGCAGCAGCUA